AUGGCAACGUUCAUUACAACAUUAGAUGAGGAGAUAAACUACAUCCAGGAUUUACUUCAAUCUAUUCCUUUUAGUUCAGAUAGAACAACACACUUUUUAAAAGUGUAUAAAAUUUCACAUCAAGAAUUAAUGAAGUUGAACGAACAACCACUUAAAUUCCCUGUAGAAGCCAACAAAUUAUUAAAAUUGAGUAUAUCAUUAGGGAAUUUGAUUAGAACAUUACAAAUCGAUGAAGAAAGCUACCAGCAACAACAUAAUCAACAACGCCAGUUUUUACAGAAUUUAAGUAAUGCUAAAAACGGUGGUACUAACAGUGGAAACAAUAGUAAUAAUGGAACCAGAGUUUCAUCGACAAUUUCUGAUCCAUUUAGAGAUUCGGCAAUAUUACAACCACCUCCACUUAAACAUGUCAUCAAUUCAAAUAAUAAUUCCAAUACCAAUUUUAUGUCUCCCAAUGUUUCACAACCGCCUUAUCAAACUAGAUUUAUCAAGAAUUUGGUGAGUAUUUUGAAAAAUUUCGAUAUAGGCUCGAGGAAUGAUAUCGUUCAAUCAAGUACUACUUUGAAUGGAACGACGAUGAUGACGACGACAACAACAACAAAUAGAGAUAGUGUGAGUUCCAAUCAAUCGAUAUUUUAUACCCCACAAAGAGUUUUGUCUAAUGGAAGCAACACAUCUUCAGCUAAUAUGUCACCGAUUAAAUUGAAUUCAAAACAAUUACUUAUUGAAAAAUUAGAAAUUAAUAUCAAUUUAGAUAAUUUGUUUAUCUAUAAAAUCACUUUGAAAUUGAUUUUAGAAAUUUUCCAUAUAUUGAAACAAAACCUUAUAAAUACCACCAGUAAAUUAAAUGAUCCAUCAUUUGCCAUGACUCCAACCAAAUAUGAUUUUGAUGAAAGUUCAUCGAUAUUUUCCCUGAAUUCUUCAAAUUCUCAAGAUUCAACUUUAACUAAUGAUGAAUAUUAUAAAUUUUUAUCGGUAGUUAUACUGAGAAUAAGUCAUGGUAUUAUACAACCAUUUGUUAUUUUGAUAUAUAGAGAAUUUGUGGAAACGAAAAUAAGUGACGAUUUUACACAAUUGAUCAACAGUUUAUAA
Messenger RNA from Candida dubliniensis CD36, 1092 nucleotides. RefSeq lists its product as uncharacterized. Lineage: Eukaryota; Fungi; Ascomycota; Pichiomycetes; Serinales; Debaryomycetaceae. The coding region runs from base 1 to 1092 and encodes 363 amino acids. The transcript has a single exon. The record is from RefSeq and is a predicted model, not a curated record.